AUGUUUUCCUCUGCGCUCAAGUCGUUCAGUUCCAAUAUUUCUGCCAAUUACCAAAUCUCACCUAACCCCACCGUCUACUCCGGCCCCUGGAAAAUUCACGAUGCAAAGAAGAAGUCCACUGGAACGGCGGCAUCGGUGUUCAUUUUUGAUCGCAAAUCACUAGAGACGCGCUCUAGCGGGUUUGGGAGGAGUUCUGGGUCAUCCAAGAAGCUCCAAGAUGAUGUGAUCGAGCGACUUAAGCGCGAAGCUAGCAAUCUCGCGCGCCUACGACACCCAUCCGUUCUUCAGGUGCUUGAGCCUGUGGAGGAAACGCGCAGUGGUGGCCUCAUGUUUGCCACGGAACAUCUCACCGCCUCACUCUCCGGGCUGCUGCUAGAAAAAGACGACCAAGAGAAUACCACACGCGCUGGUUCGCGAACGAGCCGCCAUAUGGUUGAGGGGUCCGAUGGGACUCGGAGAAGAAGAGAUGUGGAGAUUGAUGAGUUGGAAAUUCAAAAGGGACUCUUGCAAGUUGCCAAGGGUCUUGAAUUCCUUCACGAGUCUGCGGGCCUAGUGCAUGGAAAUUUAAACCCGGAUGCCAUCUAUAUCAAUGCCAAAUCAGAUUGGAAGAUCUCUGGUCUGGGAUUCGCGGGGCCUCCGGACGCUUCUGAAACUCAUUCAUCGCUUCCGCCAUUGGCUGUGUCUGAGGUUCUCUACCAAGAACCAAGGCUUCCCGCUUCAGUACAAUUGAACCUCGACUACACGUCGCCUGACUUUGCAAUGGACUCCAAUGUAUCGUCAGCUGCCGAUUUGUUCUCUUUGGGCCUUGUCAUCAUCGCUUUGUACAACUCUCCGCAUGUAUCGCCUUUACAAACGCACGGGAACUUGACCACCUAUAAGAAACUGCUGAGCUCUCCAUCUUCCACCCCAUCACAGAGCAAUAAUUUCCUUUGCCCGAAGCCAAUUCCCAAGGACUUACUUUCCCAUGUCCUACCGAGGCUCAUUACCAGAAGGCCUGCUCAACGCAUGAACGCUCGAGAGUUCCAGCAAUCACAGUACUUUGACAAUGUGUUGGUUUCCACUAUCCGGUUCCUGGAAUCCUUGCCGGCAAAGAAUCCUAAUGAGAAGUCUCAAUUCUUGCGUGGUUUACAACGGGUACUACCGGAGUUCCCCGUUUCUGUGUUAGAGAGAAAGCUAUUGGGAGCGUUGAUGGACGAAUUGAAGGAUCGGGAACUUCUUCCACUGAUAUUACAAAACGUGUUUGGGAUUCUUCAGCGGAUUCCCAAUGGACGCCGUGUCUUUCCAGAGAAAAUAAUUCCUCGUCUGAAAGAAGUCUUCGGGGCUGGAUCGGGCAAGGGGGCUACUGAACGAGACUCUAAGAAAGAUGCUGGUCUCAUGGUUGUGUUUGACAACAUGAAGCUGAUCGCUGAUAAUUGUUCAGGGAUGGAGUUUAAAGAUGAUAUUCUACCCCUGAUUCGGCUCGGGCUGGAUUCUCCCACUCACUCCUUAGUGGAUGCUUCCCUUAAGUGCCUUCCUGUGAUGCUCCCAGUUCUUGACUUUAGUACGGUCAAGAACGACGUAUUCCCUCCCAUUGCUGCCACUUUCAGUCGCACUAGUAGCCUUGCUAUCAAAGUUCGCAGUCUGGAAGCUUUCGGAGUCCUCUGUGGGGCCUCUACAGAAGUUUCAGACGGGCUUGAUGAUGAUUUGUCCGGGAUACAGGAGACUAAGGCGAAAACAACUAAGUCCUCGAUCCUAGACAAGUAUACCAUUCAAGAAAAGCUCGUCCCAUCUCUCAAGGCGAUCAAAACGAAAGAACCGUCAGUGAUGAUGGCAUCGUUGAAGGUGUUUCGUCAAGUUGGAACCGUCGCAGACACUGAAUUUCUAGCUUUGGAAGUUCUGCCAGUUCUCUGGAGUUUCAGUCUUGGGCCGCUCUUGAGCCUUAAACAGUUCAAUGCGUUUAUGUCUCUGAUAAAAACUCUUUCAACGAGAAUUGAACAGGAACAAAGCAAAAAGCUGCAAGAGUUAUCAUCUGGCGCUGGACCGACAGGUUUCCAGAGUGGUGCCGACGAGUUUUCGCAGUCUGCCACAGGCCUCAGCUCGCCUGGUGAGGAUGCCGGUGCUGGUAGCUUCGAGCGCCUCGUUCUUGGGAAGAAGGCAUCUCCCACGAAUGGCCAGAGUAUAGAUAUGUGGGGUAGUAUGGAGCCACAGCCAGCCAAGCCAACGGUUCCGAGCAUGCCACCUUCAUUCUCGUGGUCUUCAAAUAAUGCAGGCAUGACAACACCCCAAGCCAGCACUCUCAGCCAGCAGUCGAAUCUUGGCUUCCGUUCCAUUACUCCGGAUCAGAAAUUAGGCUCUUUCCCGUCUCUUGCUCCUGUUCGGCAAGCUUCACCAAGUGCUCAAGCGUUCCCUACAAUGCAGCCUUCAUCCUCUAUCUGGGGAUCUCCGGCCAAUGCCAAUGUUCGAUCCCACACAGGCCCACCAGGUCAGUCUCUUGGGUCCAUGUCGACUAUGACACCCUCAAACCACAUAUCCGCGUCAACGACCCAACCGGCACCCAACUACUCCUCAUUCUCAAUUCCCCCUCCCCCGGCAGGAGGCAUAGGGUCCAACAGCGCUAUUAGACCCCCUCCGAUAAACACCAACAGAUCAACGUCUUUCCAAGGCACAGGUGUGACAACGCAACAGGGAACUCAGAAGAACGGAUUGGACAAGUAUGAGAGUCUGAUAUAA
Penicillium griseofulvum is the source of this 2709-nucleotide messenger RNA. RefSeq names its product putative protein kinase Scy1. The coding region runs from base 1 to 2709 and encodes 902 amino acids. Lineage: Eukaryota; Fungi; Ascomycota; Eurotiomycetes; Eurotiales; Aspergillaceae. The transcript has 2 exons. Gene Ontology annotation, molecular function: ATP binding; protein kinase activity. The record is from RefSeq and is a predicted model, not a curated record. Gene Ontology annotation, biological process: protein phosphorylation.